Molecule: messenger RNA, 531 nt
Organism: Colletotrichum paranaense
Lineage: Eukaryota; Fungi; Ascomycota; Sordariomycetes; Glomerellales; Glomerellaceae
Exons: 1
Coding region: 1-531 (176 amino acids)
Source: RefSeq, a predicted model, not a curated record
AUGUUUGGCAGGAGAAGAUUACGGGCCCGGGGGGGGGGGGUGCUUCCGAUUGCAUUCUUGUCAUUCGUGUCUUCCACACAUCACCAUACCACCCAUCCAUCCACCUUACCUCUCGCAAAACCUACCUACUCUAUCAUAGUUUCUCAAGAUAUCCAGAGGCAAACAGGCGAGCAUCAAGAAAGUGUGAUGCGAUCCUGCAGUGGCUGUCACUCUGUUCGACCCGUCUACUUUUCCACCAAACAACAAUGCCUGUGUGCUAAACGCUGGCCUCUGUCCGUAUGCCCCGUAUACUUUGCGUCGCCUUCAACAACCUCUCGAAUCAUUGGCAAUGCAACAUUGGCCCCAAAUCUGGGCUAUAGUAGCUAUACCCCUCACUCACCGGGGCCAAUCGCCGGCCCAAGAGGGAGAUACCGAGAUGGCGACGACUCCAACGACAUGACACGGAGCGCUCGUCACUGGCCAUCUAUCACCAACGCGCCUGGGGUCUGUCCACCUCGCUAUCCGUCCGGCUUCUGUUUGUCAAGCACAUGA